Molecule: messenger RNA, 2097 nt
Organism: Pisolithus orientalis
Lineage: Eukaryota; Fungi; Basidiomycota; Agaricomycetes; Boletales; Pisolithaceae
Product: TPR-like protein
Exons: 2
Molecular function (GO): protein binding
Source: RefSeq, a predicted model, not a curated record
AUGGCUUCAACAGACGAGGUUUCCUGGAGACGAAAAAACUUGGAACGUUGUCCUCCAUGGAGAUUUGGCCGGUAUGAUGCCCUCUUCGACCUGGCGUACGCACUCUGCAAGAGAUACAAAGAAGAGCGUAAAAUCGACGACUUGAACGAGGCAAUCGAUUUGCAUCGUGCUGCUUUGGAACUCCGACCAGUCGAAAACAAGAAAUAUGAUUGGUUCGGGUCACUCCACACCCUCGCUCUCUGUCUAUCACGUAGAUAUGACGAGCAGGGGACAGUCAACGACUUAGAAGAAGCCGUCACGCUUGGACGUGAAGCACUAGAACUUCGUCCACCAGGGCAUCCUGGUCGUGAUGUCCCUCUCCACAGUCUCGCUUUCUAUCUCAACAAGAGGUUCGAAAAACAAGCUACAACCGGUGACUUGCAGGAAGCCAUCUCGCUCUCACGUGCAGUACUAGAGCUCCGUCCACCAGGGCAUCCUCGUCGUGAUGCCACUCUCGCCGAUCUCGCAUACUACCUCAAUAGCAGGUUCAACAAACGGGCUUCGAUCCGUGACUUGGAGGAAGCUAUCUCGCUCUCACGUGCAGUACUAGAGCUCCGUCCUCCAGGGCAUCCUCGUCGUGAUGCCACGCUCUACAAACUCGCAUACUACCUCAAUAGCAGGUUCGACAAACAGGCCGCAAUCUGCGACUUGGAGGAAGCCAUCUCGCUCUCACGUGCAGCACUGGAGCACCGUCCUCCAGGGCAUCCUCGUCGUGAUGCCACGCUCUACAAACUCGCAUACUACCUCAAUAGCAGGUUCGACAAACAGGCCGCAAUCUGCGACUUGGAGGAAGCCAUCUCGCUCUCACGUGCAGCACUUGAGCUUCAUCCACCAGGGCAUCCUGAUCGUAGUGCCACUCUCGACGAUCUCGCAUACUACCUCAAUAGCAGGUUCAACAAACGGGCUUCGAUCCGCGACUUGGAGGAAGCCAUCUCGCUCUCACGUGCAGCACUAGAGCUCUGUCCUCCAGGGCAUCCUCGUCGUGAUGCUACUCUCUACAAACUCGCAUACUACAUCAAUAGCAGGUUCGACAAACGGGCUUCGAUCCGCGACUUGGAGGAAGCCAUCUCGCUCUCACGUGCAGCGCUAGAGCUCCGUCCACCAGGGCAUCCUCGUCGUGAUGCUACUCUCUACAAACUCGCAUAUUACCUCAAGCGCAGGUUCGACAAACAGGCUGCAAUCUGCGACUUGGAGGAAGCCAUCUCGCUCUCACGUGCAGCACUUGAGCUUCAUCCACCAGGGCAUCCUGAUCGUAGUGCCACCCUCCACAAUCUCAUCCGCUGCCUCAAUGACAGGUUCGAGAAACAGGCUGCAGCCUGCGACUUGGAGGAAGCCAUCUCGCUCUCACGUGCAAUACUAGAUCUUCAUCCUCCAGGGCAUCCCCAUCGUGACGCCACUCUCCACGAUCUCGCUGUCUACCUCAACAAAAGGUUCGCCAGACAGGCUACGAUCCGUGAUUUGGAGGAAGCCAUCUCGCUCAGACGUGCAGCACUGGAGCUCUUUCCACUAGGCCAUUCCGAUCGCGGUAAAUAUCUUUACCACCUCGCUCGCGACCUCUGGACAAGGUUUCAGAAACAAGUUGACAUGCCUGGGUUGCAUGGUGCGAAUUCUCUUCAUCAAACUGCGUCGGUGGCCCGUCCAACAAGCACAACUGAUCUCGCGUCCUCACUUCUCAAGCUCUCACUCCACCUCUGGGACAGGUUCCAGAAGGAGGCCGCAAUGACCGACAUGGACGAUGCUAUUUGCUCCCAGGGCACCGGCUCAAAUGAGCCUGUCGUACCUGGUCGGGAGAUAGACAAUCUAGGCGCUCUGGUCAAUUGCUUUGUGAGGCAUAGAUCUGGCAAUCAACACGCAAUGGUCGGUCUGAACGAGGACAUAACACUUUGUCGAUAUGUAUUGCAAUCCUUCCCGACUGACCAUCCCGGUCGUGCUUCGUCCCUGCAUAGCCUGGCAGAGUGUCUAGCACACCGGUUUCGUCAACAAUCUGCAGCAGCGGAUCUGGAUGAGGCUAUUUUACUGGAGCAAGAAGUCUUGCAGGUACUCAUACCUGGAGAUCCU